GAGAAUACCCAGCAGUCCUGUGCGCCUCGGCUGUCGGGCGAAUUCCUCGCGGGUCCCUCAGCAGCCGCCAUGGGGAAGGUAAAUGUGGCCAAGCUGCGUUACCUGAGCCGGGAUGACUUCAGGGUUUUGACCGCGGUUGAAAUGGGCAUGAAGAACCAUGAAAUAGUUCCCUGCAGUUUGAUUGCUUCUAUUGCAAGCCUGAAACAUGGUGGCUGUAAUAAAAUUUUAAGAGAAUUAGUGAAACAUAGACUCCUAGCUUGGGAGCAUACCAAAACUGUCCAGGGAUAUCGGUUGACAAACGCAGGCUAUGACUACUUAGCUUUGAAAACACUUUCUUCUAGACAGGUAGUUGAGUCUGUUGGAAACCAGAUGGGUGUUGGCAAAGAAUCAGAUAUUUACAUUGUCGCAAAUGAAGAAGGACAGCAGUUUGCAUUAAAGCUUCACAGACUAGGAAGAACUUCCUUCCGAAAUCUGAAAAAUAAGCGUGAUUACCAUAAGCAUAGGCAUAGUGUUUCUUGGCUUUAUUUGUCUCGUCUCUCUGCCAUGAAGGAAUUUGCUUAUAUGAAGGCAUUACAUGACAGAAAAUUUCCAGUUCCAAAGCCAGUUGAUUACAAUCGCCAUGCAGUGGUCAUGGAGCUCAUAAGUGGCUAUCCUCUAUGUCAGGUGCACCAUGUUGAAGACCCUGCAUCAGUGUAUGACGAAGCGAUGGAGCUCAUUGUCAGACUUGCAAAUCAUGGCUUGAUUCACGGAGAUUUCAAUGAAUUCAAUCUUCUGUUGGAUAAAGAUGACCACAUCACCAUGAUAGAUUUUCCACAGAUGGUGUCAACCUCUCAUCCCAAUGCAGAAUGGUAUUUUGACAGAGAUGUUAAGUGCAUCAGAGAUUUCUUCAUGAGACGUUUUGGCUAUGAAAGUGAGCUUUAUCCAGCUUUUAGCGAUAUCAGGAGGGAGGAUUCUCUUGAUGUUGAGGUUUCUGCCAGUGGUUAUACAAAGGAAAUGCAGGCAGAUGAUGAACUUCUACAUCCAGCAGGUCCUGAUGAUAAAAAUACUGAAAGAGAGGAGGGCUCUGAUUUCUCCUUUUCUGAUGAUGAGGUGUCAGAAAAAGCAAAGGUUUGUAGGUCAGAAAUUGAAAGCGAACAGAAUGCUGUGGAUGGAUCAGGAGGUUGCUGCUGCAGCUCAUCUGGUGACCUGGAGCAAAUAGAAGAAGACGGUUCAUCCAAAGAGAGGGCCCACGCACACAAUUUUGAAAUGACUGAAUUCAGUCGACCUUUAGAAGAAAUAAAAGGGCAGAUGGUUGAAAACAUCUGUACAACUGAGUUUUCUGAGAAGAACAGAACUGAACAUGCCACCAUGCAAGAAGGUCAGACAGGUCAAGGGGGAGUCCCUGCUGGCUCCGAGGAAGAUGAAGAUGACUGUCCUCAUCUCGUGAACCUGUCAUCAUUAAACGAAGAACUCAGGCCUUUCAGAGAUGAAAAUGUGGGAAAUAUUAAUCCAUCUAGAACAAGAACUCUGAGUGUUACUUCUGCAGGCAGUGUUGUAAGCUGUUCAACAAUUCCUCCAGAAUUGGUAAAACAGAAGGUGAAACGACAGUUGACAAAACAGCAAAAGUCAGCUGUCAGACGUCGACUACAGAAAGGAGAAGCAAACAUAUUUACUAAGCAGCGGAGAGAAAACAUGCAAAAUAUUAAAUCAAGUUUGGAAGCAGCCAGCUUUUGGGGAGAAUAAUAUAUAGUUUAAGAUAUUGGAUAUUUCUGUCUUAUAUUUUUUCAAGUUACUGUAAUUAUUUUCAGCACCUUUGGUCUUUUUUUGACCAGCACCAGUACAUAAGUUUGUAAAUAAACCCAUCCUUCUCUGUAAA
Chinchilla lanigera (long-tailed chinchilla) is the source of this 1855-nucleotide messenger RNA. It is a transcript of the gene Riok2, whose product is annotated as RIO kinase 2. Gene Ontology annotation, biological process: protein phosphorylation; maturation of SSU-rRNA. Gene Ontology annotation, cellular component: nucleus; cytosol; preribosome, small subunit precursor. Gene Ontology annotation, molecular function: protein serine/threonine kinase activity; ATP binding. Bases 70 to 1722 code for a protein of 550 amino acids. The transcript is spliced from 10 exons. The record is from RefSeq and is a predicted model, not a curated record. NCBI's taxonomy places the organism in Eukaryota, Metazoa, Chordata, Mammalia, Rodentia, Chinchillidae.